AUGAGUAACGAAAGAGUCACCUAUGCAGAACUGAAUGUGGCGAAGGACCCAAGGAACCAGAAAAGGAAACCCAGGAGCGCUCGCAGCUCCAUUUCAGUAACUGAGCAGGAAAUCACCUAUGCAGAAUUCAGCUUCCACAAUGCUCCUCAAGAGCGUCUCCCAAUCUGCAAGGACUGCUUCUGCAAAGGUUUUCCAUCUCCCCCAGAAAAACUCAUCACUGGGAUCCUGGGCGUCAUUGGCUUUGCCUUAAUGGUCGCUGUGGUUAUAAUUACUACAAUUGCCACAUCAUAUCCUGAAGCAAAGGCCCAGAUCAACUCUUCCCUGACUAGAUCCCAGAAAGACAUUAAUUUUCAUUAUUAAAUUCAUCUUUCUUCAGUACACUCUUGUGGUCAUUGUUCAAAGGAGUGGAUAUCCUAUUCACACAAUUGCUAUUACAUUGGUGUGGAGAAAAAAACUUGGAAUGACAGUUUACUGUCCUGCACUUCCAAAAACUCUACUCUGCUUUACAUAGACAGUGAAGAGGAGCAGAACUUUCUUCAAUCACUCUCAUUGGUCUCUUGGACUGGAGUCUUUAGGAAGAGCGAAGAUCAGCUCUGGGUUUGGAAAAAAGACUCAACAUUCAAACCAAAGAUAACAGGAUUUUCCAAUAUGGAACAUAACUGUGUCAUGCUGUCAAAUCCUGGUUUCACAACAGAUGACUGUGCAGCUUUACAUAUAUAUGUUUGUAAGCGUAAUUUCAAAAACUAA
Onychomys torridus (southern grasshopper mouse) is the source of this 747-nucleotide messenger RNA. RefSeq names its product NKG2-A/NKG2-B type II integral membrane protein-like. Lineage: Eukaryota; Metazoa; Chordata; Mammalia; Rodentia; Cricetidae. The transcript has 6 exons. Gene Ontology annotation, biological process: stimulatory C-type lectin receptor signaling pathway; positive regulation of natural killer cell mediated cytotoxicity. The record is from RefSeq and is a predicted model, not a curated record.